Molecule: messenger RNA, 2671 nt
Organism: Mastomys coucha (southern multimammate mouse)
Lineage: Eukaryota; Metazoa; Chordata; Mammalia; Rodentia; Muridae
Gene: Mak
Product: male germ cell associated kinase
Exons: 16
Coding region: 456-2402 (648 amino acids)
Biological process (GO): intraciliary transport; intracellular signal transduction; protein phosphorylation
Cellular component (GO): cytoplasm; nucleus; cilium
Molecular function (GO): ATP binding; protein serine/threonine kinase activity
Source: RefSeq, a predicted model, not a curated record
ACGGCUCAGGAGCUUCACAAGGGAGCGAUCGAGAAAGUUUCCAUUCCUGGAGUUUCUGUUGUGCAAAGAAGUGAGCAGGGGUUUCCGAGCACCCCGCUGUCGCUGGCGAGAGCAUAUAGGAGCAUCAGGGCACUACCGCAGGCUGACGUGGAUCACUAUUUACCGUACCCACGUCAUCUUAAUGUCAGCCACAUGUCGUUAGGACAAAGAGCAAUCGUGAUCUCGAAGAAAUUGGUGUCCAUAAGAAUGGACAAAGUGUCUCUCUGCCAGAUUCCUUAUUGCUGUAUCUCAUGAGCCUACUUGAUCUUGAGGAGGAACCGUGUUUAGUGAUGACAAGCCUGUCUUCAGUGUAGCAACGAAAAGGAGGAGGGCCACAAAUAAAGAAGUAUUUAGAUUUCUACUCAACAAGGAAGAGAUCUCCGUCAACAACCUCUGCUGGAUUACCUUUUCCCAAGAUGAACCGAUACACCACCAUGAGGCAGCUGGGCGACGGCACUUAUGGGAGUGUGCUUAUGGGCAAGAGCAAUGAGUCUGGGGAGCUGGUGGCAAUCAAGAGGAUGAAGAGAAAGUUCUAUUCUUGGGAUGAGUGUAUGAACUUGCGAGAAGUUAAGUCCCUGAAGAAACUCAAUCAUGCCAAUGUGAUUAAACUAAAAGAAGUUAUCAGAGAAAAUGACCAUCUUUAUUUUAUAUUUGAAUAUAUGAAAGAAAACCUCUAUCAGCUAAUGAAAGACAGAAACAAACUGUUCCCUGAGUCCGUCAUCAGAAAUAUUAUGUAUCAAAUACUGCAGGGGCUGGCAUUUAUCCAUAAGCACGGCUUUUUUCACAGGGACAUGAAACCUGAAAACUUGCUCUGCAUGGGUCCAGAGCUAGUGAAGAUUGCUGAUUUUGGACUUGCAAGAGAAUUAAGAUCACAGCCACCAUAUACUGACUAUGUGUCUACCAGAUGGUACCGUGCUCCUGAAGUCUUACUGAGGUCCUCGGUGUACAGCUCUCCCAUUGAUGUGUGGGCCGUGGGAAGUAUAAUGGCCGAGCUAUAUACAUUUAGACCACUUUUUCCAGGGACAAGUGAAGUUGAUGAGAUCUUUAAAAUUUGCCAAGUGUUAGGGACUCCCAAAAAAAGUGACUGGCCAGAAGGAUAUCAGCUUGCAUCCUCCAUGAACUUCCGCUUUCCCCAGUGCAUUCCCAUAAACCUAAAAACUCUCAUUCCCAAUGCCAGUAGCGAGGCUAUUCAGCUUAUGACAGAAAUGCUGAGCUGGGAUCCAAAGAAACGACCAACCGCAAGCCAGGCAUUGAAACACCCAUAUUUUCAAGUCGGUCAGGUACUGGGUCCGACGGCACACCAUCUGGAUUCAAAACAGACUUCACAUAAGCAGCUGCAGCCUCUAGAGCCAAAGCCAUCUUCCUCUGAACGGGAUCCUAAGCCUUUGCCAAACAUACUUGAUCAGCCUGCCGGGCAGCCCCAGCCAAAACAGGGCCACCAACCACUGCAGACCAUUCAGCCACCACAGAACACAGUGAUUCAGCCACCCCCAAAGCAGCAGGGUCACCAGAAGCCACCACAAACGAUGUUCCCAAGUAUCGUCAAAUCCGUACCAGUGAAUCCAGUCAGCACACUGGGCCAUAAGGGAGCCCGGAGACGGUGGGGUCAGACAGUCUUCAAGUCUGGAGACAGCUGUGACAACAUGGAGGACGACUUAGGGGCCUCCCACUCCAAGAAGCCGAGCAUGGAUGCCUUCAAGGAAAAGAAGAAGAAGGAGUCCCCAUUUCGGCUUCCACAUUCAGGACUCCCAGUCUCCAACCACUUGAAGGGGGAAAAUAGGAAUUUACAUGCAUCUGUUUCCUUAAAAUCUGAUCCAAACUUGUCAACUGCUUCAACGGCUAAGCAGUACUAUUUGAAACAAUCAAGAUACCUUCCAGGUGUGAACCCCAAGAACGUGUCUUUGGUAGCUGGAGGCAAGGAUAUAAAUUCACACUCUUGGAAUAAUCAGCUAUUUCCUAAGUCGCUGGGAUCCAUGGGGGCGGACCUUUCUUUCAAGAGGAGUAACGCAGAAGACAGCAUAAUUAAACCGAUUGAAAACCUGUCGUGCACUGGAAAGUCUGCUGAGCGGCUAGAGGACCCACAAGCAGGAAACCUUGGGAGCUACACCACUUACAACCAGACGGGAUACAUGCCUUCCUUUCUCAAGAAAGAAGUGGGAUCAGCUGGCCAGAGGAUCCACUUGGCACCUCUUGGUGCAUCGGCUUCGGACUAUACCUGGAGCACAAAAACUGGGCGAGGCCAGUUUUCGGGACGAACUUAUAAUCCCACAGCCAAAAAUCUCAAUAUUGUGAACCGCACACAGCCAGUUCCCUCGGUGCACGGGAGGACAGACUGGGUGGCUAAGUAUGGAGGCCACCGGUAGGAGAGGUGGAAGCCCUGAAGCAUUGCUCCGUAGAGGACGAUCAAGCCCCUUGAUCCUGGGAGCCGUCUACAGAGCCUAUUUCUACCUAGUUCCAUAAGACGCACACAACCGUGGGCGCCUCAAAGAGCGGAAGUCAGCUCCGGAUCUCUUCCUUUCCCGGAAAUGCAAUGCAUUUUCUUAACUUGUGGCCAGCAGUGCUGACGCAGCACCAUGCUGAGACUUUUUGAGCGGGACUUUAAAGAGUAUUGAAUAAAUUAUUUGCCAAAGUA